This is a messenger RNA of Python bivittatus (Burmese python), 3974 nucleotides long. It is a transcript of the gene CIDEA, whose product is annotated as cell death inducing DFFA like effector a. The record is from RefSeq and is a predicted model, not a curated record. Gene Ontology annotation, cellular component: lipid droplet. Lineage: Eukaryota; Metazoa; Chordata; Lepidosauria; Squamata; Pythonidae. Gene Ontology annotation, biological process: apoptotic process; regulation of apoptotic process; lipid storage.
GGGGCGCUCUUGCUCAUAAGGAGUAGCGGAGGAGGUCAUAGGUGAGGAGGAAAAGUGGUCGACGAUGGCUGUGGAAAGCGCUCGCGAUUACGCGGCGGUUUUGCUGCGAUCUCUAGUAUCAGUGGGAACAUCAGUAGGAUCAGUAACAAGACAAGCCUUGCUUGCUCCCCUUCCAUCUGCAGCUCGGCCUUUCCGUGUUUGUAACCAUGACAGAAGCAGCCGGAGAGGAGUUGUGGCAAGCAGUUUACAGGAGCUUAUCAACAAGACCUUGGAUGCAUUAAUGAUAACGGCUGGACUGAUAACACUGGUUCUAGAGGAAGAUGGAACAGUGGUGGAUACUGAAGACUUCUUCCAGUCACUAGGGGAUAAUACACAACUCAUGCUUUUGGAUAAGGGACAGAAAUGGAAGCCAGGACCAAAUUAUGGUAUUGCAACAAUACAGCAACCAAAGAAAAUGGGAGUAGCAAAUAUCACUUUGGAUUUGUACAAACUGAAUCCUAAGGAUUUCAUUGGUUGUCUGAAUAUCAAAGCUACUUUCUAUGAAAUCUAUUCUGUGUCCUAUGACAUCAAGUGUAUGGGAGCAAAAACUGUUCUAAGGAGGAUGCUUCGUUUUCUAUCACAGAUUGCCCAAGUAACAGGGCAACUUCUUCUCCACACCGGAACGUACGUGCUACAAUUAAUUGGUGAUUAUGAAGAUGGUCUGCUUACGGAUGGCAAACGCUAAAGCAAACAUAAGAGUCUUUUUAACUGUUUGUUUGUCCACCUAACACUAUAAGCAGGUUUUGGGAAGAAGAGAUUGAGUUACACCUUAAUAUAUUAAAUAUCUCAAGUUUAGCUUGGUACAUGAUUAUACUCUAAUGUUUAGGCUUUUAUUUAAGAUAAUGAUGUCAUAACUGUAAAUAUGGUCAGAAUCUUUUUAAUGUAGUAAAGAGAACAGUAUUUAAAUUGAUGAACUCUUGUGCCAUAAACUAUGAAGUUUUUCACAUAGCAACACAUGACUCAUACUGAGAACUUUUUUUUACCAUGUGAACAGUCAUUGCAAACUCUGAAGUCUGACUUUUUUUUUUUUUGCAGAAACUCAGCAUUAACCUCAGCUCUAUUUAAAACUGUCUUGUUGCUAAUCUAUAAAUAUCACAUCUCAGUAUUAAAAUGUUCUCCCUUAUUUUUCAGGAAUCACCUCUACCGUUAUCUUAGUUGUUCAAACACUAGUUAUAGUUGUUAAAAGAAGGUUAAUUUUGCCAGUAAAAAAAGUAUUGCCUAAAUGGAUUUAAUGGUUAAAGCCAAGCUGCUGAGUCUAACAUUUAUGUUAAGACAUAGCCCCAUCUUUCUUCCUCAUCCAGCCUCCUAGGCUGCUUAUCAUAUCAGGACAAGCCUUAGCUUCAAAACUACUAGACUAGCAAAUGACUGAUAACAUUUCAUUUGGCAGAAAAUACCACUUUCCCUUUCUCCCCCUUCCUGAGUUGCAUGGUGGAGCACAAAGUGAGAACAUUCCACUUCCCACCUAUUGUUCCUUACUUAAGCAAAGGUACAAUGACUAUCCUGAUUCAAGAGGCCUGGGAAGCUCUAGAAUAUCUGUGGAAAAUAAUUACUUCAAUUGAUGGGAAGUUAGCUGAAUGACUGUAUAGGACUUGGAGGUUUUCCAGGAACCAAGGUUUUUAAUUUUUUUUUUUUAAGGAAUACUUAGAGAAACCUGAGGCUAGAGCUCCUACAGUCUCUUUAUGGCUAUGCUUCUAUUAUUAGUAGCACAAGUGAAUCUAAAAGCUUGAAUCUAAGGAAUCUCCCUUCAGUAGAGACUUGAAUGUGAUGAUCCGUUGGGAAAACCUAGGUGCUUAAUAGUGGGGCACAUCAGACCAGUAGGACUGAACCCCAACCCUGCACAUCUAGAGUUAUUACAGAUCUUCAAGAACAGGGUUGAAUUACAAUAGCAGUGACAUCCAGAAACUAAAAAGGCGCAUAGUGGUGGUUUGUCAUCUUCUGCUGAUAAUGUAACAAAAGGAAGAAGGUCCCUUAGUCUUGGCAAAGGAAAGUAAAAGCUUUGUGGCUGUUGUGAGAUGUAGAUUGAGUUCAUAUUGUCUAGGUCAGCCUUGCUCAAGUGGAGUUUCAUGAGAGAUCAUGACUGGAAAAAAAAAGUUUUUUGACUGUGCAGUGCUAGCUGUAGAUAUAAUAAUUUUAUACAGGGUUCCCUGAGACCUGAAAAUUAUUUCAAGGGUUCCUCCAGGGUAAAAAAAAGUUAAGAAAGGCUGGUCUAGGCUAUGCUUUGCUUACCAGCCAUAGAUAACCGAGUCCACACAACACAUCAAACCUAAAUCAAACAGGGCUUCAGUGGCUUAGUACAUUGUGUGAUUCCUAUCGGUGUGGUGCUUAUUUUGAGCUUUGUGCAACAUGUGACCCCAGCCCUUGUGGUUUGCAAAUCACUGUUAGCACUUGAUGUGUUGAGCAGCUCAGAAUUGGCUUUGGACAAACUAUGGUUUAUCUUAAAUGAACCAAGUUUAAUAAUGGUCCAGUUCUUCAUCUUGCUGUGACUUGAACCCUUCCCAGCAUAAAUGAACAUUUUCAAAGCAGUUUUCCUUCCUCAUCUAAAAUGGCAGUUUGGGUGUAAAUGGAAAGUUUACUGAGGUUUUCAGCAGAUACUAUCUUUACUAUUUCUUUGUGAAAUGCAUUUAUUUGAAAAGACAGUGCAGAUUAAAAUCUGUGUAAAUGUCUUACAUGCUACUGAUAGCUAAUAGAAAAUAGAAGUAAGCUUAAACCACUGAAUUUAUCAGCAGCCUGUGCCUAUCAUGUUUACUUGCAGUCUUCAGCAGUUUCUUAAUCAUCCAGUAAAAGAAAGAAAGCGUGUGAGAUUAAAUUGGAACAGUUUCGAGUAGAAUAUUCAGUCUCCCUGCAUUGUCAUGCAUUCAUCUGUGCAUGACAGUGCAUUUAUAUAAAAGUACACAGCCCUUUUGAAAAUGGCCCCUAUGUCAAAAUAUCCUUUUUUUAGCACAUGAAAGAGGGCCUUCUUCUACUGCCCUUCUAAGCUAUGGAAUGCACUCUGCCAUGAGUUGCAUUUGGCCCCUUCUCCCUCUGUGUUUAGGAAAUUUGUAAAGACAUUCCUCUUUUGCCAGAUUUUUCAUUAUUAGAUUAUUUUAGUAUUUAUUUUAUAGUUAAUUUUAAUCAGUAUUUUAAUUCUUUCUAUUAUGUUUUUGUUUUAAUUUUUGUUAACCACCUUGAGUUAAAAUAUGGGGUAUAAUCAAAUAAAUUAAAACUAGUCACUUGCCACUUGACUUGUAUAUAUUUGUCUACUCAUGCAUCCUGCAAUGGAUGCUUCGAGAUCUAGAAAUUUAAUAGAUUAUUUGGGUUCCUAAUAAUUGCUGUGUGCGCCUAAACAUGGGGAAAUCAUAACUAAUGGUAGAUCAGAAGUUCCAGUGUUCAGGGUCUAGCAUCUUCAGGGGGAGCUGGCAGAACAUUUAUCUGAAACCCAGACAGCUACUGCCAGUCAAUGGCUGGGUUCAUACAUUGCACUAAGGCUUGGCUUAUUUUAACCCUAUCUUAUUGAAGGCUUUACAGUGGACGGCAUCACACAUGAUAAGCCACAAAGCAUGGUUAUAAAUCACAAUGACUAGUUUCACCAUCAUGCUAAAUCAGAGCCAAAAGAAUCAUGCUUUAAUAAAGUUUACACAUUAACGCGUUGUGUAGUUUCUUGUUUUCACUUAGCAUUUGUCAAUCUCAAUAAUACUAAAUUAGAUGGAUUAAUUAGUUGACUCAAGAUGACAUGAUCCUGACAACAGCAUGAAUUCCAAGCAAAUUCUUGCACUAAUUCCAUCAAAACAACACAUACUGUACAUCCCCAGAAGAAAUGGGAAAUAACCAAUGUCAAUGUUGGCAUUAAGAAUGUGCAACCUCCCAUCAGAAAGAUUUCCAUUUCUGUGCAGAGAUGUGGUCUUAAGGCCAGAUAGAAACUUAUGAACAGUAAAUGAUGUGUGUGGCAAACAAUUAAA